This is a messenger RNA of Iphiclides podalirius (scarce swallowtail), 441 nucleotides long. NCBI's taxonomy places the organism in Eukaryota, Metazoa, Arthropoda, Insecta, Lepidoptera, Papilionidae. The record is from the annotation of a GenBank genome assembly.
AUGGUGCGAAAGCUGAAGGAAUUGCCGGAAGUGGACUUUCCAGAAAGUUUCAGUGAAAACAUCAUGAAUUUGGUCUCCGCGGGGGCACAUAGCCGAGAGCGCACGAGUGCCCGCCCGCCGCUCGGCCGCGCCACCGCGCUACCGCCGCAUGGCGCCAACCCGCCAGGUUCUUCGCGCGAUGCCAACGCGCGUGCACAACCCGCGCGCGAAAAACCCGCGCGUGAUAAAUCCGCGCCCAAAAAACCGCACGAGCACGUGACGCGUCGCCAGCCACGCGUGCAGUCCACGAAAACGUGGCGACGUGCCCCUAGCACCGUCGUGGCCGCGUUGGUGCGCGCGUACCGUCCCAGCCGGGGCAUCCGGCUACGCGCUACGACGUGCUACGGCGUGCUACGAUCGAUGCCGGAUACUCACGUUGGCACGCCAGUCAUCGGUUGCGGC